Phodopus roborovskii (desert hamster) is the source of this 2719-nucleotide messenger RNA. It is a transcript of the gene Atg12, whose product is annotated as autophagy related 12. Gene Ontology annotation, biological process: nucleophagy; autophagy of mitochondrion; C-terminal protein lipidation. Bases 112 to 537 code for a protein of 141 amino acids. Lineage: Eukaryota; Metazoa; Chordata; Mammalia; Rodentia; Cricetidae. The record is from RefSeq and is a predicted model, not a curated record. The transcript has 4 exons. Gene Ontology annotation, cellular component: phagophore assembly site membrane; Atg12-Atg5-Atg16 complex; cytoplasm.
CCACAGACCACUGCUAGCCCGAGCACCCCCUCCCGGUGCCUGCUUUGCGACCCUCCGUGGAGCAGGGCCCGCCCUCUGCUCCGGGUACGUCACUUCCGCCCAGCGAGCAAGAUGGCGGAAGACCCUGAGGCCGGGCUGCAGCUCCCUUCUUCAGCGGCCGCGGCCGGCGGCGAGAGCCUUUCGGAGCUCUCCCCUGAAACAGCCACCCCAGAGCCCCCGUCUUCAGCUGCAGUCUCGCCAGGAACGGACGAACCUCCCGGUGACACCAAGAAGAAAAUUGACAUCCUGCUAAAGGCUGUAGGAGAUACCCCUAUAAUGAAAACAAAGAAAUGGGCUGUAGAGCGAACCCGAACCAUCCAAGGACUCAUUGACUUCAUCAAGAAGUUCCUUAAACUUGUGGCCUCGGAGCAGUUGUUUAUUUAUGUGAACCAAUCCUUUGCCCCUUCCCCAGACCAAGAAGUUGGAACUCUAUAUGAGUGUUUUGGCAGUGAUGGUAAACUGGUCCUACAUUACUGCAAAUCACAGGCAUGGGGAUGAGCCAUAGAUGAACAACUUGAUAUUUUCACAGAAGAAAAGGCUCAGAGAAGUUUUGAUGCUGUGUGGAGAGACUUAAUGGCUAUCAAAUACUCAGCAUGAAUCUGCUAUAAGCUGUGCUUAUGUGCUUAUGUGUAAGAAAGCAUCAUGGAGUAAAUGGACUAAAAAUGAGAUUUGUGUGACCAUAAAAUCAUCAUGAAAGAUUAGUGUGCCCAUUACCCCCCACACAUUCCUGUUUCAGAUCUGCCUUCAAGGUUAGAAAGGAGACUAGAACUCUUAUCUAUUGUGGAUUCUCAGGAUGCCACAUGUUAUUUACUUGUGGGGUUGGUACUGUGUUUCCAUGGUAAAAACUAAUUUGCAGGACAGUUAGUAUUUUGAGGUAUUUUUCUUUUUUAACUUAUUCAGGGAACCUCUGUUUGCAUAGGAACUGACUACAUUUAUCUGUGUUGCUUUGUGAAACCAAGUGCACUGACUUGUCUCAGUGUCUUAAGUUAUCCAGUAGAGGGCAGCCCAGGUGGCAAAAAGGCUUGACACUUGACAUCUUUACCAGGUGAUUGAAGGAAGGACUGUUGAACCUAAUUUCUAGUUAAUGUGUAAUCAGAAAAGCAACUAUGUUGACAGACUGGAAGAGUUGGAGGAUGUGCAUAGUUUAAAAUUAAUCAUGCUGGGAAAGUUUCACAGAUUGUGAGUCAAUGAGUCCUCCAUGCUUUUCAGUCCUGUCAUUUAUGAUUCUUGAGCCACAGCCUGGGUAUUGUAACCCACACUUGUAAUUUCAGAGCUCAGGAAGCUUGGACGGGGAGGAUCAGGAGUUCAAAACCAGACUGGGCUGCAGAAGAAUUUACCUGGGAUAGAUUCUUGACUCCCUACCCAGUGUAUUCUCACUGUCUGUUAUCUGGGUGAAAGCAACUGACUUAAUAAGUAAACCCAGCAACAUUAUCAGCUUUAGAUUCAUCCCAACCCACAUUUAUAAUCUCUGUAUUUUUAGUUUGUAGUUUUGCUCUGCUGGAGGUCAGUGCCUUAUACACUCCAGGCAAGGGCUCUGUGAAGCUGCUUCUCCAGCACUCAUUGAGUUCUUCAUGAUGUGAUUUCCAAAUUGAAAGCAUUCAAAGAUAGUGCUUUUAAAAUAGCCUCCAAUUUUAUGUGUAUUUUAUGCCAUGACAAAAAAAAAAGAGUGUUACUGUCACUGGUGUUUUUAUACUGGUCAUUGCUUGAAGUGAGAUUUACUUCUUAUGUACCAUAUUUGUAGUGUGUGUCCCCCCCCCCCAAUCUGUCAUCCACAUCCCCCCCAUCCCCGGGUCUCACUAUGUGGUGUUGCCUAGCCUGGAACUCUCAGUGAUCUGAGUGCUGAGAUUAAAGGUAUGGACCACCUCACCUAGCUCCAUACAUGUCUUAAAGAUAUUUCUUCCAGGACCAGGCGUGGUAGUACACACUUUUCUAGCAUUCAGGAAGCUGUGGCAAGAAGACUAAUAGUUUAAGACCAAUGUGAAUUAACCCUUCAUCUCCUUCCCUGAAGAAAGCAUUUCAAUAAUUAAACAUCUAAGCAGGUUACAGGAUUUGAAGUGAGAAUUCCAAGAGUUUACUUUCAAAAGUGAUGAUAGACAUGUAAUUUUUAUCCCAAAAAACAAAACCAAAACCUUUACGACUUGAACUACACUUUCUUUGUUGUUUUUGAGACAGGCUGACUUGCUUCAGGCUUCUGCGUGCCAGGCUUAUGUCUGCAGCUGGCUCAUGUAGAGUGUGCAUUAAGUAGUACUCAGCCAUGUGAGCCAUGGACGAUGCUGUGAACAGCACAACACAGUUCGCUUCUUGUUUCUGCCCAAGAGUGUGAGUUCUGGGUGUCCCCUUUCUCAGCAUCAUCUGGAGUGAGUUAACACAGGUAAUAGUUCCCAGAAGACUGAUACAGACAAACAGUGAGACACAGGGUAGACUCAUGAAUUUGGAAGCUAGGAAGCACUGAUGUAUGAGCAAUGUCAGUCAGAUGGGGAAAAGAUCUGUUCAACCUUUGCUCACUAUGAGGUUAUUAAAGAAUACAAUGGUAGAUAUUUAACAGGAGAAAUAUGUAGAACUUACUGUUUGCUGAUGUUCUUGGUGACAGGGUGCUAUUUACCUCUAUGAAAUCAAAAAUACUUGAGUUUGAAUUUGUAUUUAUCAAAAUAACUUAUUACCAUAUUAAAUCAAAAGUUAA